Rotaria sordida is the source of this 537-nucleotide messenger RNA. NCBI's taxonomy places the organism in Eukaryota, Metazoa, Rotifera, Eurotatoria, Philodinida, Philodinidae. The record is from the annotation of a GenBank genome assembly.
AUGCAUGAUCAAUGGUAUCUUGCGAGUGAAAAAAUACCAGAAGGUUUUUAUGUAAUUGAAGCUCUACAUUCAGGUAAAUUUAUUACAUUUUCACCUGAACGUUCAACUUUAAUACAACAAGAUCGAAAUUUUGAAAAUAAUAGUGAAUCACAAAUUUUUGAAAUUCAACAUAUUGGUUAUCGUGAUUAUAUUAUUCGACAUCGUUCCACUGGUCUUGUACUUACUGUUCAUAAUGGUUCACCAGCACCUUGUGCACCGAUCGUUCUUUAUCGUUAUAUGGGACCUCGUACACCAUAUCAAAUAGUAAAUUUUGAACGAUCGAAUGAUCAAUCCAAUGAUUUAAUUUUAUUUAUAAAACAUACACGUAUGGUUAUUGAUAUUGAUGGUGGAAGUCAUAGUUCUAAUGCUCGUCUUCUUCAAUUUCCUCAAAAGAAAAAUAAUUUUAAUCAAAUAAAUCAACGUUUUCGUCUUCAUCCAAUCAUUGACUAUCAUACACAAUCAACAAGGAUUACUAUUCCUACGGAAUUUUUUCGUUAA